Papaver somniferum (opium poppy) is the source of this 729-nucleotide messenger RNA. RefSeq lists its product as uncharacterized. Bases 1 to 729 code for a protein of 242 amino acids. NCBI's taxonomy places the organism in Eukaryota, Viridiplantae, Streptophyta, Magnoliopsida, Ranunculales, Papaveraceae. The record is from RefSeq and is a predicted model, not a curated record. Gene Ontology annotation, molecular function: RNA-DNA hybrid ribonuclease activity; nucleic acid binding. The transcript is spliced from 2 exons.
AUGUCGUUUGGGUUAAAAAAUGCAGGUGCGACAUAUCAGAAAAUGGCUGAAAAGGUGUUUGCGGAUUGGAUACAUAAAACGUUGGAAGUUUACGUUGACGACAUGCUGUUGGGGAACUACAAUAUUAGUUAUGAAGUAUUGUCAUCACCUAAAUCACAAGUUAUCGCAGAGUUCCUUGCAUAUUUUCCCUUAGAAGAAGAUGAAUACGUUGAAGACAUGAUGGAUGUUGAUGAAGAAUAUGGAAAUCCAAAAGAUCUAUUGAUAGAUCAUAAUCCAAAUAGAUGGGAAAUAUUAGUCGACGGAUCGUCUAAUGGAGAAGGAAAUGGAAUUGGAGUUGUGUUCAUUUCACCAAAAGGGGUGCGAAUAGCUGACUCUUUCAGGUUGGAGUUCGCAUCCACAAAUAAUGAAAUUGAAUAUGAAGCAGUGAUCCAUGCGUUAAAAUUAGCAAUCGAAAUGCAGAUAAAAGAAGCCAGAAUAACUAGUGAUUCACAAUUGGUAAUUCGAAAAAUUGAAGGUUCGUAUAGUACCAAUGAGCCAUCUCUACAAAAAUAUAAGAAAUUAGUGUCAGAAUUAGCAGCACAAAUCCAAAAAGUAAGCUGGAGACACAUCAGUAGAAAAGAUAACAGGUUCGCAGACGCGUUAGCCUUUAUUCCUUCCAUGUUAGUAGAUCCAGUUGCACGAGAUUUGAAAAUCCAAACAAUCUACUGGCCUUCCUUAAAGAAAGAAUAA